AUGAAUAAAAUAAAGCAAGUUAUGAAAAAUUCAAAGGAUAUUAUUGAUUAUAUCGUAUUAAUUUGUUUAUAUAUCAUUUUAUGGAUAUAUUUAUAUUUUUAUUACCUUGUAAGAAAUAUAAAAAAUUUUAUCAUAUUCCAACUUUUUAAUAAAUUUGAAUUAUUUAAAAAGACAAAAUGGCUUAUUUAUAAUUUUACUUUGGAUAACCUUUUUAAAAAAAAAAAUAACUUUAUCUUAAAUAUUGUAGAAUUUUUUAAAAAUAGGAAAGAUAGAAAAAAAUUAUUAAAGACACAAAUUAAUAAAAUACCUAAGCAUAUAUAUAUUGUUUUCAAAACAAAUGACAUUAUUAUUUUGAAUGAAACAAAAUUUAUAAAAUAUAUAAUUGAUAUAAUCACAUAUUUGUAUGAACUUCAAGUUCAGCAUUUAACUAUAUACAUACCAGAUCAAAUUUUUGAUUCCCCAUUUUAUAAAACACUGACAAGAUGUUUGUAUGAAUAUAAUUAUUUUACAAAAGUAACUAAUUAUUCAAAUAUAUUUAAUGACAAAUCUGAACACAAUAGUAGUAAAUCAUUAGACUCAAAACAAAAUGAUAGUCCAAAAAAAUGUUCAGAAAAACUUAUUGAACAAUUUGUUAUAACUAAAUUUACUCCUAUUGGUAAGAAAAUUCCCUUUAACAAAAAAGAAAAACAGGAAUCUUUAAAAAAAAAUUUUAAAUAUGAAGAGUUUUCUCUUUAUCUAAAAUUUAUAAAUAAAACACAUUCCCAUGAAAAAUUAAUAGAUAUAACAGAAAAAAAUACAAUAAUAUCAAAAGGGACAUUAGUAUCAGAUAAUUCUAAUCCAUUCAAUAAAAAUAUAGAACAUAUUAUAAAAAAUAUAUUUUAUUUAGAUCACAAGAAUGUGCAUUACACCAUAAAUAAAACAUGGUUUAAUGGCUAUGUUCAUUAUUUAUUCAAUCUAUUUAUAGUAUCAAAAGAUAUUAUAGUGAACCUUUUAAAAAAUAAAUUCAAAUUUGUUAAACUAAAUAAACACUUAACACAUUUUUUUGUUAAAAUUUAUAAAACUAUUGUUAUUUUAUUUUGUUCUUUAUUAAAAUUAUUAAAGGGUGAUACAAGAGUGAUUAAAAAAAUAAACAGUGAGAUAAAUGCAUUUGAUAAAUUGAAUUUCAAAACAGAAAAAAAUGAAGAAACUAAUUUUAUUUUAAAACUUUUUGAAAACUCAAUAUUAGACAAUAAACAUAUAGUUGAGUCAGUUCAAAUAUUAAUUAAGAACAACAUACCUUUAUAUGUAAAACCUUCCCAUGAAGAUAUUUUUCAAGAUGGAUGCAACGAAUUAUAUAAUGACGUAUCCGUUGAUGUCGUUAUUUCUUUGAGAAUAGGGCUAAUUGAUUAUUUCAUUUCAACAUUUAAACAUUAUAAAGCAACCAAAAAAAUUAAUAAAAAAAAUAUUCUUAAUUUUGUUUUGGAAUAUAUUAGCUCUUUUUUUUUUAUAUACAAUAUAAUUCAUCCUUUUCAGAAAAAUGGAAUACAACCAUGGGUUUUAUCAUUUUCAGAACUUUAUGAAUUUUUUGGCUAUGAUGUAAAUUCAAUGCACAAGGCAUUAUUAUAUUAUAGCAAUUCAAACCAAAGAUAUGGUUAUUAA
Messenger RNA from Plasmodium vinckei vinckei, 1638 nucleotides. Its product is annotated as conserved Plasmodium protein, unknown function. The transcript has a single exon. The record is from RefSeq and is a predicted model, not a curated record. NCBI's taxonomy places the organism in Eukaryota, Apicomplexa, Aconoidasida, Haemosporida, Plasmodiidae. The coding region runs from base 1 to 1638 and encodes 545 amino acids.